Molecule: messenger RNA, 528 nt
Organism: Colletotrichum siamense
Lineage: Eukaryota; Fungi; Ascomycota; Sordariomycetes; Glomerellales; Glomerellaceae
Exons: 2
Coding region: 1-528 (175 amino acids)
Source: RefSeq, a predicted model, not a curated record
AUGAGAGGUGUUCGCGCCAUCCUCGAGGGUUGGACGGUAAGGAUUAGGGAGAGCGAUCUGGCUGCAAUGACACACGGCAUACCCAUGAUUGGGGCACUUGAAGCCAAUACCCGUCCAAGCCUCGAAGGAACCCGUUUGCCACGAGACACGUUUGGUGCCCUGUCACACCUUCGGUCUCUUUACCGCUCUCAGGAACACCCGAUUCCGAAUUGCGGAGACUACGACACAAUGAUAUCGUCUCUCGAAAGGAGUUGCAUCGGUUUGGCCAACGGGGGGCUGCAAGUUGAAGUCAGCGCCUGCCUCCUAUGGACAUACUCCAUCCCGGAGUCAGUCAUUGAUGAUCUCCGGCGGACCGAGCCACAUGCAUUGGUGUUGCUGUCGUACUUGAAUGUGUUCAUCACGGUUUUGGACAAGGAUUAUUGGUUCUUUCGCGGAUGGUCAAGUCAACUCUUGGCAGAUAUAAACAGCCACUUCAAGGAAGAUCACCGUUUUGACGAGUGGCUGGCAUGGCCCAGAGGUAACACUUAG